Molecule: messenger RNA, 4363 nt
Organism: Periophthalmus magnuspinnatus
Lineage: Eukaryota; Metazoa; Chordata; Actinopteri; Gobiiformes; Gobiidae
Product: NACHT, LRR and PYD domains-containing protein 3-like
Exons: 13
Coding region: 345-3737 (1130 amino acids)
Molecular function (GO): protein binding
Source: RefSeq, a predicted model, not a curated record
AAAGUGGCUGGCACUCCGUGUAGACGCUCUGAGGACAGCUGUGACCUGCCCGAGUUCUGCUUAGGGACAAGUGCGUUUUGUCCAGAUGAUUUUUACCUGAUGGAUGGACUUCAGUGUCAGAGCGGAGCGGCGUACUGCUACGAGGGACGCUGCCAAACCUACGACUACCAAUGCAGACGAUUAUUCAGCCCAGACCCAGCCACAAAAGCAGCAGAUAUUUGCUUCCAGACGGCAAAUAUUAAAGGAAACGAAUACGGCAACUGUGGCAGGAACAACAAGGACUACAUCAAGUGCCCCACAGCCAGCACCUCUGCCCUCUCACUGUCACUCAGACUGGACUGAGCAUGGAUCAGAGAGAGACCAGAGAGGACGGAGCCCCUCCCUCUAUAAAAGCUCACAGACCUGCUCCUGGGACCAGAGGCGUCUCAUUCAAGAGUGAUGAGUCUAUGGGACAAUGGAUUCAUUUUAAAAGAGAACAUGGUCCAGAGAUCCACCAGAAACAUCCUCCAUCUGAACCUGGUCCCAUCUGUGAGUCCCUCAGGAGUGACAGGUCUAUGAAAAAUCCACUUAAUUUUGCCACAGAACCAGUGGAGCAGCAGGGUCCAGAGGUCUCCAGUGGUCAGCACCAUCAGACACAGCUGGACUCCAUAUUUAAGCUUCUGGAGGAGGACAUCUUCACUUUUGUCCAGAAGGAGCUGAAGAAGCUCCACAAGGUUCUGAGUACAGAUUACCCAGAAUGCUCAGAGCCUGUGGAGGAUGAAGAGCAGAGGAGCAGCAGUGAGGCUGUUCUGAAGAUCACACUGAACUUCCUGAGGAGGAUGAAGCAGAAGGAGCUGGCUGAGCGUCUGUGGAGCAGGAGUUAUUCUGGAGUUUGUCAGCGUAAACUGAAGUCUAACCUGCAGAAGAAGUUUGAGUGUGUGUUUGAGGGCAUCGCUAAAGCAGGAAACCCCACCCUUCUGAAUCAGAUCUACACAGAGCUCUACAUCACAGAGGGAGGGUCUUCAGAGGUCAACCAGGAACAUGAGGUCAGACACAUGGAAACAGCCUCCAGGAAACCAGACCCAGCAGAGACACCCAUCACAUGUGAAGACAUGUUUAAAGGCCCAGCUCACACACAUGGACCAAUCAGAACAGUGCUGACAAAGGGAGUGGCUGGCAUCGGGAAAACAGUGCUCACUCAGAAGUUCAGUCUGGACUGGGCUGAAGGCAAAGCCAACCAGAACAUACAGCUGCUGUUCCCGUUCACUUUCAGAGCACUCAAUGUGCUGAAGGAGAGAAGCUUCAGCUUGGUGACACUUGUUCAUCACUUCUUUAGUCAAACACAAACAGAACUCUGCAGCUUUGAAGACCUCCAGGUGCUCUUCAUCUUUGACGGUCUGGACGAGUGCAGACUUCCUCUGGACUUCACCAAAACCAAGGCCCUGACUGACCCCACAGAGUCCACCUCACUGCACGUGCUGCUGAUAAACCUCAUCAGGGGGAGUCUGCUUCCCUCCGCUCGCCUCUGGAUAACCACACGACCUGCGGCGGCCAAUCAGAUCCCUGCUGAGUGUGUCUCCAUGGUGACAGAGGUCAGAGGGUUCACCGACCCACAGAAGGAGCAGUACUUCAGGAAGAGGUUCAGAGACGAGGCCGACACAAUCAUCUCCCACAUGAAGACGUCCAGAAGCCUCCACAUCAUGUGCUACAUGCCAAUCUUCUGCUGGAUCGCUGCCACAGUCCUGGAGCAUGUGUUGAAAAGCAGAGAGAGAGGAAAGCUGCCCAAGACCCUGACUCAGAUGUACAUCCACUUCCUGGUGGUUCAGGCCAAAGUAAAAAACAUCAAGUAUGAAGAAGGAUCUGAGACAGACCCACACUGGAGUCCAGAGACCAGGAAGAUGGUGGAGUCUCUGGGAAAACUGGCCUUUGAGCAGCUGCAGAAAGGAAACCUGAUCUUCUAUGAGUGUGACCUGAGGGAGUGUGGACUGGACGCUGCAGCGGCCUCAGUGUACUCUGGAGUGUUCACACAGGUCUUUAGAGAGGAGCCAGGCCUGUACCAGGACAAGGUCUACUGCUUCAUCCAUCUGAGUGUGCAGGAGUUUCUGGCUGCUCUUCACGUCCAUCAGACCUUCAUCAACACUGGGAACAACCUGCUCUUAGAGAAAAAAAAAUCAUCACGGACAACUAGCAGUAAAUCAGUCCAGUUUUACCAGACAGCUGUGGACCAGGCCUUACAGAGUCCAAAUGGACACCUGGACCUGCUCCUCCGCUUCCUCCUGGGUCUUUCACUGUUGACCAAUCAGAAACUUUUACAAGGUCUGAUGACACAGACAGAAAAGAGCUCCAAGACCAAUCAGAAAACAGCUGAGUACAUCAAGAAGAAGCUGAGUGAGGAUGUGUCUGCAGAGAGGAGCAUCAACCUGCUCCACUGUCUGAAUGAACUGAAUGAGCGUUCUCUGGUGGAGCAGAUCCAACAGUACCUGAGGUCAGGACGUCUGUCUAAAGGUGGACUGUCUCCUGCUCAGUGGUCAGCUCUGGCCUUCAUCCUACUGUCAUCAGAAGAAGAUCUGGACCAGUUUGAGCUGAAGAAAUACUGUGCUUCAGAGGAGGCUCUCCUGAGGCUGCUGCCAGUGGUCAAGGCCUCCAACAAAGCUCUACUGAGCAGCUGUAACCUGUCAGAGAGAAGCUGUGAAGCUCUGUCCUCAGUCCUCAGCUCCCAGUCCUCUAGUCUGAGAGUCCUGGAUCUCAGUCUCAACGACUUGAAGGACUCAGAGCUGGAGAUGUUGUCUGUUGGUCUGAAGAGUCCUCACUGUAAACUGGAACAGCUCAGUCUGUCCCUCUGUGGACUGUCCCCUCACAGCUGUGGGCCUCUGGCCUCAGUCCUCAGCUCCUCCAGUCUCACACACCUGGAUCUCACUCACAACGACCUCCAGGACUCAGGAGUGGAGCUGCUGUGUUCUGGACUGAAGAGCGCCCCCUGCAGACUGGAGACGCUCAGGCUGUCUGGAUGUCUGGUCUCACAGAGGGGCGGGGCUGCUCUGGCCUCAGCUCUGAGCUCCGCCCCCUCCCACCUGAGAGAGUUAGACCUGAGCUACAACCAUCCAGGACCCUCAGCCGAGCUCCUGACCGCUCUACAGGACCAGCGCCCCCUGCUGUCUGUCAGACUGGACCAUGCUGGAGCUCAGUGGUUAACACCAGGACUCAGAAAGUAUUUCUGUGAUCUCACUCUGGAUCCAAACACAGCUCACAGAGAACUCAAACUGUCUGACAGCAACAAGAAGGUGACACGUGUGAGAGAGGAGCAACCGUAUCCAGAUCAUCAGGGCAGAUUUGACCGAUGGCAUCAGAUUCUGUGUUCCACUGGUCUGACUGGUCGCUGUUACUGGGAGGUCCAGUGGAGUGGAAGGAUUUAUAUAUCAGUGUCUUACAGAGGAAUCAGAAGGAAAGGACACAGUGAGGACAGUUUGUUUGGAGCCAAUGAUCAGUCCUGGAGUCUGUUCUGUUCUGAAGAUGGUUUCUCUGUUCAUCAUAAUAACAAACACACCGACCUCCCUCAGUCCUGCUCCUCUUCUGGGACAGUCUCAGUGUUUGUGGACUGUCCUGCUGGCUCUCUGUCCUUCUACACAGUCUCCUCUGACCAACUGACCCACCUCCACACCUUCAACACCACAUUCACUCACACUCUGAUCCCUGGGUUUUGGCUCUUGUCUGACUCCUCAGUGUCUCUGUGUCCGACAGACUCACCCUCCUCUGUGUAAAAUACAACAGUCAAAUCUGUAGAAAAAUCACUUUGUAAAUGUUGAUUUUAUUUUGACUUCAUUUGAUCAGAGAUUUAUUUUAUAAUGUUUUAUUUCCUCUAAAAGACAAACUGCACAGACACGUCAUGUAGUAGUAGUAGUAGUAGUAUUAGUAGUAGUAUUAGUAGUUGUAUUCGUAGUCGUAGCAGUUUUGCUCUUGUUUUUCCUCAUCACAAACAUCUAAUGCUCUUGUUUUUAGCCUGAUUUACUCUGCCUCACACUGUGACACUUCCACAUGACCCUUAAAUGUUCUUCUCUUUAUUUAAAUUCAAAUACACUGUCAGUCAAAUAUCUCUAAGUGUUUUAUCGACUUACACCUGUUGAUUUUAUUAUUAUUUUUUAUAGUCUAAAUUUAUAUCUCAUUAACAUAUUUCAUAUUUUUUCAUCACAAUUUAAAUAUUUGUGUUUGAUUUACUCUGUGUGAGUCUCAAGCUGUAAAUAUAUUGUAUUAUUACUAUAGAAUAAUGAGUAAAACACAUUAUAAACUGUAUCUAAGCCUGUUUUUGGUGUGUACAGUAGUUUUUAUGUCUAUUGGAUAAACCUUUGCUAAUGUGCUAAUAGUAAAUAAAUGGCCUUAGAAAUCCUUC